This is a messenger RNA of Cyclocybe aegerita, 2871 nucleotides long. NCBI's taxonomy places the organism in Eukaryota, Fungi, Basidiomycota, Agaricomycetes, Agaricales, Hemipholiotaceae. The record is from the annotation of a GenBank genome assembly.
AUGCCCGUCCAGCCGUACUCUGGCCCAUGGCCUGCCGUGCGCGUCCGCGACCAGUUCUUCCAGUUCUUCCGCGACAAGAACCACUCCCUCGUCCCCUCGUCCCCAACAAUCCCCUUCGAUGAUCCUACCCUCCUCUUCGCAAAUGCGGGCAUGAACCAGUUCAAAUCUAUCUUCCUCGGCACAGUCGACCCACACUCCGAAAUGUCCAAGCUCAAACGCGCUUUCAACUCCCAAAAGUGCAUCAGGGCCGGAGGAAAGCACAACGAUCUCGAGGAUGUCGGGCGCGAUUCGUACCAUCAUACAUUCUUUGAGAUGCUAGGCAACUGGUCGUUUGGAGAUUACUUCAAGAAAGAAGCAAUAGCAUAUUCAUGGGAGCUCCUCACGGAGGUCUACAAACUCUCGCCCGACCGUCUAUACGUCACGUACUUUGAAGGCGACCCCAAGAAUGGCCUCGAGCCCGAUCUCGAGGCAAAGCAGUAUUGGUUGGACACUGGCGUUCCGGAAGACCACAUCAUCCCGGGCAAUGCAAAGGACAAUUUCUGGGAAAUGGGUGCUACCGGUCCUUGUGGUCCUUGCAGCGAAAUCCAUUACGACCGCAUCGGUGGUAGAAACGCUGCGCAUCUCGUAAACCAAGACGACCCCGACGUUCUUGAGAUCUGGAACAACGUUUUCAUCCAAUUCAACCGUGAGGACGAUAGCGCUCUUCGCCCUCUGCCCUCAAAGCACGUCGAUACUGGCAUGGGCUUCGAACGUCUCGUCUCCGUCAUCCAAGACAGACGUUCCAACUACGACACCGAUGUUUUCUUGCCCAUAUUCGCCAAGGUUCAAGAACUUACCGGCGUCCGUCCUUACGAGGGUCGAUUUGGAGCCGACGAUUUAGAUGGCAUUGACACUGCUUAUCGUGUUGUCGCUGACCAUGUCCGCACUCUCACGUUUGCUCUCAGUGACGGUGGUGUCCCAAACAAUGUCGGUCGCGGAUAUGUUCUCAGACGCAUACUAAGGCGCGGUGCCCGUUAUGCUCGCAAGAAGCUGGGUGUCAACAUUGGCUCAUUCUUCUCGUCCUUGAUGCCUGUCGUCAUUGAAACAAUGGGGGCAACUUUCCCAGAAAUCACGAAACGGGUAGAUGAAAUCAAGGAAAUCCUUGACGAGGAAGAAGAGUCUUUCUCCCGGACGCUCGAUCGUGGUGAGAAACUCUUCGACCAGUUUGCCACUCGCGCCAAGGAGCAAGGUGCUACGCAACUCAGCGGCAAGGAUGUCUGGCGCCUCUACGACACCUUUGGGUUCCCCGUCGACCUUACGCGUCUCAUGGCCGAGGAACUCAAACUUACCAUCAACGACGAGGAAUUCGAGAAGGCACAAGCCGAGUCCAAGGAGGCUAGCAAGGCCAACACGAAGAAGGACGGCGCUGUUGUCGUCAAGCUUGAUGUGCAUGAGCUUGCUGCUCUUGAGAAGAACCCUGAUGUUCCAAAGACUGACGACUCUGCCAAAUUCAACCUUGGAAAUAUCACAGCAAACGUCAAGGCAAUCUUCUAUGAAAAAGCAUUCCACCAGUCGACUAGCGGAAUCCCCGUUGAUGCAACAUUUGGAGUUAUCCUCGAUCACACGAGUUUCUAUGCCGAAUCUGGAGGACAAGAGUAUGAUACAGGGAACAUCGUCAUUGACGGUGUUGCUGAUUUCGAGGUCGAGAAUGUCCAAGUAUACAAUGGCUACGUGCUGCACACUGGUCGUCUCAAGUAUGGUCAACUCAAUCUCGACGACGAGGUUGUCUCGUCGUAUGAUGAGCUUCGUCGAUGGCCUCUACGAAACAACCACACCGCAACACACAUCCUCAACUUCUCGCUAAGAGAAAUCCUCGGUGAUCAUAUCGACCAGAAGGGCUCACUGGUUGCACCAACCAAGCUGCGCUUCGAUUUCUCUCACAAGUCUCAGAUUGCUCUGCCAGAGUUGCAGAAAAUUGAGUUGAUGAGCAUUUACUGGAUCAAACGGAAUGUAAAGGUAUUCAGCAAGGAUCUUUCUCUGGAGACCGCGUCUCGCAUUCCAGGUCUACGUGCCGUCUUUGGCGAAUCGUAUCCCGAUCCUGUCCGUGUCGUGACGCUUGAAUAUAGCGUCGAUGAAAUCGCUCAGGACAUCGAAAACCCUAAAUGGCGGCAAACAAGUGUAGAGUUCUGUGGUGGAACUCACGUCGCAAAAACUGGUGAUAUCAAGGACUUUGUGAUCACAGAAGAGUCUGGUAUUGCCAAGGGAAUCCGCCGUAUCGUUGCUGUAACCGGCCACGAAGCGCACGAAGCGACUCGCGUUGCGCAGUUAUUGCAGGAGAAACUUGAAAGUCUCGAAGCUUCCAGUGGCAAGGUGAAAGAUGCUGGUUUGAAGGCCUUCAGCGUUGAGCUCGGCCAGGCAGACAUCUCGCUUUUGAAGAAAGCAGAGUUGAAGGACAAGCUCGCUGUGAUUCGCAAAGCACAUGACAAGCAGAUCAAGGACCGAGAGACGCAGGCCAACAAAGCGGCUGUCGAGCAACUGCAGCAAUACUUCAAGGAUAACGACAAGGCCGACGCUUUCGUCGCUCUCCUCGAUGUCGAUGGAAAUGCAAAGAUUCUGCAAUCCCUCAUCUCGCAAGCAAAACAACUUGGAAAAGGCAUUUACGUUUUCAGCGCCGACCCGGAAACAAAGAAGGUUGCACAUGCAAACUACGUACCGCCUUCUCUGAAGGAGAAAGGCAUUGAUGCUCGGACAUGGGCUGCGAAAGUAACAGACAUCUUGGGUGGAAAGGCUGGCGGCAAGGAAGAAAGUGCUCAGGGCGUCGGCACCAAUGACGACAAGGUCAACGAAGCGGUUGCCGCUGCAACUGGCUAUCUUUUAACUACAACAUCUUAG